Messenger RNA from Prorocentrum cordatum, 251 nucleotides. The record is from the annotation of a GenBank genome assembly. Lineage: Eukaryota; Dinophyceae; Prorocentrales; Prorocentraceae.
GUCGAGGUGCAGGACAUCGAGAAGGCCGAGGCCAAGCUCGAGGCCCUGCGGAGCAUGACGGACGAGGAGCGGCAGGCGAAGCUCUGGCGCGCCGUGGAGGUGAAGAGGAAGAAGGAGGCGUUCACCCUCGUCAAGAAGGACGACGCGCAGGCGCUCGGGGCGCUGCUGGACGCGCUCGAGGGCGAGGUGCCCGGCGUGCGCUGGCAGGACUGGCGGGACUACGCCGGGCGCCCCAUGCUCAAGUGCGCCAG